This is a messenger RNA of Penaeus monodon (black tiger shrimp), 638 nucleotides long. RefSeq names its product probable cyclin-dependent serine/threonine-protein kinase DDB_G0278487. The record is from RefSeq and is a predicted model, not a curated record. The transcript is spliced from 6 exons. NCBI's taxonomy places the organism in Eukaryota, Metazoa, Arthropoda, Malacostraca, Decapoda, Penaeidae. The coding region runs from base 1 to 330 and encodes 109 amino acids.
AUGGAUACAAAUCAGGAGGGCGUGAUUCGAGAUCUGGAAUUCAGGUUGACGGAAGCCGAGAAGCAACACAUCGAAAAAGUGAUGAAUAUCAGAGCAAUGAAAGAGAAAGAGGCGAUCGAAGAGAAAAAAGAGACAGACCUAGCGAUACAUAUGCGAGAUAAGAGGAUAGCGUCUCUUAAGCUAAUGAUAAAAGAUCAAGAAGAUGAACUCGCAGACAAGGACACUCAGUUAAAGCAAUUACAGGCGGAGUUGUUAAAACUACGUGAAGAACAUGAGCAGGAAAAAUGUGAGCAGACACGGAAGGUCAAGGUCAAGAAAGGUCAAGUCUAAGAAAGCAGCAGCCCGUAAACUCAAGUCAGAGUCAGCAACUGACUGGGAUGAGGCUAUGCCGGCACUCGACACGGAUCAAUCUUCACAAGACGAAGCCAGGGAUGAGUUUUCGCACACAAAGGGCAAGAGGGAAAGGAAUAGAGUGAGGACUAAGUAAGCAGCAGGAUGAGUCUUUAGAAGCAGCAGGCAGCGAUGAAGUUCCACAAGGAGCAGGCAGGGACAGGGCUCGAGAGCAGCAGGUUGGACGGACAAGGCUAAACAUAUAUAUAUAUAUAUAUAUAUAUAUAUAUAUAUAUAUAUAUAUAUAU